AUGAAUUUUCUGAAAAUAGGAGAUACCACGAUAAGCUUAAAAAGGAGCUUUUCAAGUGAGGAAGAAGCCUGGAAUUUUCUGCUGGAUAAUCCCAUCGGGAAUAUUGUGAACUCAGGCUUGGAGGAAGGAGAAACUGAUCGAGGGAUGUUUCAGAAAAACUGUGUUGCUGACUCUGUUCACUCACGAAGGGGGUUAAUUUUUUUUCGAAAUUUAAAAAAAAUCCUAAUUUGCAAAAAUUGGGAAACAAAUAUUUAAUUUAAUUUAUAAAAUUUAUGUUUUAAAAUGCAAUUAAACAGAAUUAGCUCGAGAUUCAUUAUACUAAUUAUCACUUAUAUAUCAAUUUUUUUUUUAUAAAAAAUUUUUCUAUAAAUAAAUUUUUAUUCAUUCACGGGGGUGGAUUUUUGGGCAAAAAAUACGGAUUUUUCCAAUGGUUUUUUUUCACUCAUGGAGGAGGGAGUGAGAUAAUAGAUUGCAAAGAUAUUUCAAGGAGGGAGUGCGAUGAAAAAGGAAAAAUCCGGUGCUUUUUGAUGACUCUCACUGAUGGAAAGUUAAUCUUUAAGGGAAUGGAGUAUCAGCCUUUCGAGGAGAUCAAAGAUAAGCCGAACCCAGGAUCAAAAAUAUUAUUGAUGGGUCCUUUUGAGUUUCGAAGAAAAAUAGCACUUUUGUGCUCACACAAUGUACUUACGCUAAGUAUGACUGAAUAA
This is a messenger RNA of Blepharisma stoltei, 704 nucleotides long. Lineage: Eukaryota; Ciliophora; Heterotrichea; Heterotrichida; Blepharismidae. The record is from the annotation of a GenBank genome assembly.